Messenger RNA from Schizosaccharomyces japonicus yFS275, 2444 nucleotides. RefSeq names its product poly(A) polymerase Cid14. Bases 154 to 2157 code for a protein of 667 amino acids. Gene Ontology annotation, biological process: priRNA 3'-end processing; polyadenylation-dependent ncRNA catabolic process; RNA 3'-end processing. Gene Ontology annotation, cellular component: nucleolus; nucleus; TRAMP complex. The transcript has a single exon. The record is from RefSeq and is a predicted model, not a curated record. Gene Ontology annotation, molecular function: ribosomal large subunit binding; poly(A) RNA polymerase activity. Lineage: Eukaryota; Fungi; Ascomycota; Schizosaccharomycetes; Schizosaccharomycetales; Schizosaccharomycetaceae.
GUCUCCUAGCCCGGGUUUCCACUAGACAGCCUAGUACCCAGGCAUAACCAAAAAAAACAGAAGAGACAUAAUUUAGCAGCAAGCACCGGUCAAAUUUGGAACAUAUUUUACGGAUAAGGUUUUAUUCUGGUUUGCUGCAACUCUUCUGGCACGAUGUCUAAGAAGAAGUCAAAAGACUCUAAUUCAAAGAAAAACCGUCCCAAUUCCUCCAAAGGUGAAUCAAAAGGCUCCUUGGCACGGAGAAUAUUUAAAAGGGGAUCAAAGUCGAAGCGUAAAUCUUCUGAAAGCAAAAAACACAAGCGAACCGUAUACGAUGACUUGUCUGGUGAAAACAAUUUUUCAGUUUUAGAUAACCAGGACCCCGAUGUUAUUGAAAAAUCAGAAACUGAACCCGAGUCAUCAAACGUAUCUUCGUCAACUGAAACAGCCGUUUCUUCUGAUGUUUCAUUUGCAGAACCGCGAGCUCAAACUCAUGGAAAAGUCGACCCUCUGGAUGUUUUGGAUAAACCCGAUUUGCCUGAUGAAGCUAUAAAACGAGGCGAACCAUCAAUUCUUCUGGGAGUUCCCAAAGUGAAAAAAAGAAAAUCGAUUGGAGAUGCAUCUGUGGAGGGAAACGCGGACUUCAUUAAGUUUGACUUUAGUACCGACGACGAAGAAGAGGACAAAGAAGACGAAACAUCCCGUCGAGAAGAAAAGAAGUCCGCAAUCCCUGCGUUCAUGCAAAAAAUGGGUCGGUUUUUCCGCGAUAAAGUGUCAAAUAGAAAACGCAAACGCAAUGCAAUGGACAUUGAACCCAUUUGCGCUUGGCACAAACCAUACCCUGAAGAGCCCGAGGUUGCUCGGCUGUUGCAUCAAGAUAUUUUGAAUUUCAUCAACUACCUUGAGCCGACGCCUCAAGAACAUGCUGUUCGAAAGUCAUUAAUCACUAAACUGGAUCGCGCCAUUCGUGCUAAAUGGCCCGAGGUUACGGUUUAUGUCUUUGGAAGUUUUGAAACUAGACUGUAUUUGCCUACCUCAGAUAUUGAUAUGGUUGUUAUGUCGUCUGAUACUGUACAUCGUGGAACCAAGAAACAUAUGUAUUCUCUUGCCCGUCAUUUGAAAAAUUGCAAACUUGCAACUGAGAUUCAAGUCAUCACUACCGCAAAUGUUCCUAUUAUCAAAUUUGUGGAUCCCUUUACGAGAAUACACGUUGACGUCUCGUUCAAUCAACCCGGUGGACUCAAAACUUGUCUUGUGGUGAACGGUUUCCUUAAGAAGUUCCCUGCUGUACGGCCAUUAACGAUGCUCGUCAAGCAUUUUCUGAAUAUGCGUGCUCUUAACGAGGUUUUUCUUGGCGGUCUGAGUAGUUAUGCAAUUGUUUGUCUUGUCGUCUCCUUUUUACAAAUGCAUCCUCGUCUCAGCACAAGCUCUGUACGCCAAGAAGAUAAUUUGGGUGUAUUGUUUCUUGAGUUUUUGGAACUUUAUGGAAAGAGAUAUAAUUACGAUGCAGUUGGUAUUGCUGUUCAUAACGGUGGUUUUUAUUUCUCCAAAAAGAAAAUGGGUUGGGUUAAACCGAGUCAACCAUAUUUGCUUUCGAUACAAGAUCCGGUUGACUACGACAAUGACAUAUCAAAGUCUAGUCGUGGUAUACUUCGUGUUAAGGCAACCUUGGGUAACAGUUUUGACCUGUUAACGAGCGAGCUGUAUUCUUUGGCUGCUCGUAUAGAGCGCGAAGGCUUACAUAUAUUGAAGGAUGAAAAAAGCUUAUUGAGCUGUAUUAUUGGUAUUGAUGAUAAUAUUACUAAGCAUCGUGAGCAUAUUCAGCAAUGCUAUGCCUGUGACCCGGUACCGCUUGAACCAUUAACGAGCAUCCAGAAUUUGACAAGCAUUGAUGUUGAUGCCGUUCAGCUUCCAGCAAUGGAACUUGAAUUUGUCGAGGGUGAGUCGGAAUCCGACGAUGUUGCAGAAGUUGCAGCUCCAUCAAAGAUUGCUAAUCGUAUGAUUCACUCAAUCGAAAACGAAAAAAAUGAAUCUGCUUAUUCAUCUCAAGAAUUCUUCAGCAUGAAUGAAGCCAGUUUUGAUGACGGUAAUUCUCCAGAGAAUGCCGUCCUUGUUGAUGAUGAGGAGGAGGAAGAGUCCCGGGCGUCUUCUUUAGGAAAGCGUCGGCGGACGGAUUAAACACAAAGACAAUAGGUUAUAUAAUAUGUUUGGGUUAUUUUUUUGAAUUCAUUUUCGGCGUUGAAACUAAUGCGGCUUCUUACAAAUUUUUGCCAAUGUCGUGUGCAUGGUUCACUUUUUUGCUGUGUAAUAUAGAUGAAAUACAUUCUUUUCUUUUUCUUAGAAGGUUGGGUUAUUCAUUUACUAAAAUUAUUACGAAAUUAUACACAGGUCUGUAUACAUAAAGCAGUUAGUCAUCAUGUUAGAAAGAACAUUAUAAAACAAGAGAACAACAGAAGCACGAGCGG